CCCAGCUGCCAGGGCCAGGACACCCAGUCACCUGCGCCUGCUCUUUCUGUCUUCUUCAGGCUACGCGAUGGGGCUCAGCGACGGGGAAUGGCAGUUGGUGCUGAAUAUCUGGGGGAAGGUGGAGGCUGACCUCCCGGGCCAUGGGCAAGAGGUCCUCAUCAGUCUCUUUAAGGGCCACCCUGAGACCUUAGAGAAGUUUGAAAAGUUCAAGAACCUGAAGACAGAGGACGAGAUGAAAGCCUCUGAGGACCUGAAGAAACACGGCACCACCGUGCUCACCGCCCUGGGGGGCAUCCUCAAGAAGAAGGGGCAGCAUGAGGCGGAGCUGAAGCCCCUGGCCCAGUCACAUGCCACCAAGCACAAGAUCCCCGUCAAGUACCUGGAGUUCAUCUCAGACGCCAUCAUCCAGGUUCUGCAGAGCAAGCACUCCGGGGACUUCGGCGCCGACGCCCAGGGGGCCAUGAAGAAGGCCCUGGAGCUGUUCCGGAACGACAUCGCGGCCAAGUACAAGGAGCUGGGCUUCCAGGGCUAAGCCCCGGAGCCCCACCCGCCCCCACCCACCUGGGCCUGGCGCAGGGGAGGUGGGGACUGAAUCUCACGUAGUCCUAGAGUUUGCUUCUGAGUGUCUGCUUGGUGUACGAGAGGUGGGCGGGAGAGGGGGUGCUGGGGCGUGGGCCGGGCAGGGGCGGGGCUCCCUGCGGAGGGUCAUCACUGUGGGAACAGGGAGCCGCGGCCCUUAGCUCACCGUGGACUGCUGAGUGUGGGUCAAACUUAAUUCUCCUCUCACCUCAACUCCAACCCAAUUCCUUCCAACCUCCAAACUGACCCACACCUGCUCCCUCACCUUGAACCCCCAAUCCAAGCUGGAAACUGAGCCCCAGCCCCAGUAAUUCUCUGACCCAUCCCCCCACCGCUGAAGACAGGAGAAUGUCCCUGUGCAAUGAGGGUCUGGGCAGGGCGGGGCAGUCACGCCCCGCCCACGGGAGGCGUGGCACGUCUGGAACACAAGUGUCCUUCUCAGCUAAUGGAGUGACUCACCUGGUUUUAAUAAAAGACUCUGCCAAAUCACA
Molossus molossus (Pallas's mastiff bat) is the source of this 1070-nucleotide messenger RNA. It is a transcript of the gene MB, whose product is annotated as myoglobin. The coding region runs from base 68 to 532 and encodes 154 amino acids. NCBI's taxonomy places the organism in Eukaryota, Metazoa, Chordata, Mammalia, Chiroptera, Molossidae. Gene Ontology annotation, molecular function: heme binding; oxygen binding. Gene Ontology annotation, biological process: oxygen transport. The record is from RefSeq and is a predicted model, not a curated record. Gene Ontology annotation, cellular component: extracellular exosome. The transcript has 3 exons.